AGUCAUAACCGGGAUCUUCCGACAGUUUCAUUUUAUUUGCUUGGAUUAAUCGACCAAAUUCCGCCUUUUGACUUAUUUCGAGUGUUGUUUCGGUUCGGACAAAACAUAAACAACGUGCGACAACGGCAAGUAUUGAAAGUGUGAAGUGAUCAAAUUAGAUCGGUGAAAGAAGCUAAAUAGUAAGAUGAGUGCUAAAUUGCGCAUGCGUACUCCGUCUCCAAAAACUGUCACUUUCGAUCCUUCUCCACCAACCACCUUGGAGAGACCGAGGAAACUUAUAUUCAGGAAUCGCGCCGAAUGGGAACGGUAUCUUGACGCUCUGCUUGCCGAUCUCCAAAAUACAGUUUCAGGAUCAUCAGGAAUAGGAUCAAAUUAUUCUGGAUAUGGUCAAAGAAAUGUUAGGUAUUCGCCUGACAGCGAUGGCCAUUAUUCAAAAACAGAAUCCUAUUCAGUAAAAUCUGGAAGUUACGGGAAAGUGCCUCCAAAUUCUGGUAACCGAAGUCCGAGUUACGGCCUAACCGCAAGUGCUGGUCACAGUUCGUCAUCGUCGACAAUGGAGAAACGUCCUUUUAACAACAAUUUAGACGAAUUAGAUUCCUUGCUUCAGGAUUUGAGUAAUAGUCGGCAACAUGCUUCAGAAAACAUGAAUGGUAGCCACUAUAAUGGUGCUAUUGCCGAUUAUGGAGGUCGUAGUUCAGCUAAUUAUUCUAGGCCAUCCAGCGCACAAAGUACUCUAAAUAGGCCAUCUGUAGACAGCUUACUUGAUGAGUUAAAUUCAGGAGACGUCAUAUAUACUGGCCCCAAAAAAGUAGUGAUAACUGUAAAAGAAACUAAAACGGAGACUGGAUAUCCUGGGGAGACGGAAUUAAUAUCGUCUCAUGUCACUCACACCGCAGCUUCAUCCGCAACUAGGGAACUCGAUGAUCUAAUGGCUAGUUUGUCGAAUAUUAAGGUGAAUCAAGGGCCUCAGCAUCAUACAGUUUCCGAUUCGCAAUACGCCCGCCCAAUAAAGGCCACUCAAACACAGAGUGCCCCUCCUCCACCGAAGCAGAAUUUGGAUUCUAUGCUAGGAAACCUCCAAGCAGACAUGAGCCGCCAAGGAGUCAACACCAGCCAAAAGGGAUGCUGCAGCGCCUGUGACAAACCUAUCGUAGGUCAAGUCAUCACCGCUUUAGGCAAGACCUGGCAUCCAGAACACUUCACCUGCGCCCAUUGCAGCCAAGAAUUGGGUACCAGAAACUUCUUCGAAAGGGAAGGAAAGCCCUAUUGUGAACCAGACUAUCACAAUCUUUUCAGCCCAAGAUGUGCCUAUUGCAACGGACCUAUUUUAGACAAAUGCGUAACAGCUCUAGAGAAGACUUGGCACAUGGACCACUUCUUUUGCGCCCAAUGUGGUAAACAGUUUGGAGAAGAAGGAUUCCACGAACGUGAAGGAAAGCCAUACUGUCGUGACGACUACUUUGACAUGUUCGCCCCAAAAUGCGGAGCUUGCAACCGUGCCAUCAUGGAAAAUUAUAUUUCAGCUCUCAACGCCCAAUGGCACCCUGAUUGCUUCGUGUGCAGGGAUUGCAGACAACCAUUUAUUGGAGGAUCUUUCUUUGACCAUGAAGGUCAACCUUACUGCGAGACCCACUACCAUCUUAAAAGAGGCUCUCUUUGUGCAGGAUGCCAUAAACCCAUUUCUGGUCGCUGCGUUACAGCCAUGUUUAGGAAGUUCCAUCCUGAACACUUCGUGUGUGCUUUCUGUUUGAAGCAACUGAACAAAGGCACAUUCAAAGAGCAAAACGAUAAGCCUUAUUGCCAUACUUGCUUUGAAAAGUUAUUCGGCUAAAGAUGUGAUUUGCAAAGGUGUAAUAAGAGAAAUGGUAUCGAUAUUUGGCAGUAUACUAGUUUUCGAUAUUAUCUAAGUUUAAAAUGUGCAAUAAGAUUAUUAUUGUUAUCUAGUAUACAUAACAGAAUGCUUUCUUAUAUAUUUAUACGUUAAAAAUUACUAAUAUCUCAAAUAAGUGUAAUAAAAGUUACUAAAACAACGUU
Diabrotica balteata is the source of this 2034-nucleotide messenger RNA. NCBI's taxonomy places the organism in Eukaryota, Metazoa, Arthropoda, Insecta, Coleoptera, Chrysomelidae. The record is from the annotation of a GenBank genome assembly.